Benincasa hispida (wax gourd) is the source of this 1889-nucleotide messenger RNA. RefSeq names its product 2-oxoglutarate (2OG) and Fe(II)-dependent oxygenase superfamily protein. The record is from RefSeq and is a predicted model, not a curated record. NCBI's taxonomy places the organism in Eukaryota, Viridiplantae, Streptophyta, Magnoliopsida, Cucurbitales, Cucurbitaceae.
GCGAAAAUGAGCCUAGCUCAAAAUAAUGUAACUUAAUUAUCUGCUCGUUAUUUACUUGUAAUUCAUUGAUGAAGCUACAUUUUUUAGACGAAAUUCAUCGACGAUGGCGCUAAAUUCAUCCAAUAGCUUAGGCGACGGAGAACCAGUAAUCAGAGUCCAAAAAUUAGUCGAAACACAGCCGUCUCGUGUUCCGCCCCAGUACAUCCAGCCGCCGCAUCACCGUCCCUCCGACACUAAUAAAUCCACCGACCUCAAAAUUCCGGUGAUCGAUCUUUUCGGAUUUGAUACGGCCCACAGACAAGCUGUUCGAGCCGCCAUUGGCCGAGAAUCAAGCGAAUGGGGAGCUUUUCAAGUUAUCAACCAUGGAAUUCCUUUAUCGUUGUUGAACCAGAUGAGGACUGCGGCUCUCUCUUUCUUCAGAGAUUGUCCCGUCUCCGACAAGCUCGCCUACGCUUGCGAUCCUAAAUCCUUCGCUUCCGAAGGUUAUGGCACACAAAUGCUCCUCGAUAAAGACGUUGACUCGCAAUCUUCGGUGCUUGAUUGGAGAGAUUACUUCGAUCACCAUACGCUGCCACUUUCUCGCCGAAAUCCUUCUAAUUGGCCUCAUUUUCCUUCCAAUUAUAGGGAGCUUAUGGCACAGUACAGCGAUUGGAUGAAAUUGCUUGCCCAACGUCUCCUAGCACUUAUCUCUGAAACUAUUGGGCUGCCUUCGUCGUGGAUGGAGGACGCCAUCACUGGUAUGGGUGCUGAAGAAGGUUUUUAUCAGAAUAUUACUGUCAGUUAUUACCCUCCAUGUCCUCAGCCUGACUUGACGCUUGGUCUGCAAAGCCAUUCCGACAUUGGCGCCAUCACUCUGCUAAUACAAGAUGAUGUUGGCGGCCUUCAGGUUCUCAGUGCGCAAGGUGAUUGGGUCACUGUUCAGCCUGAUCCUGAUGCCAUUGUCGUCAUUUUAGCUGACCAAACUGAGAUUCUAACUAAUGGGAAGUGCAAGAGUGCGGAACAUAGGGUGAUUACAAAUUCUAGAAGGGCAAGACUCUCAAUCUCUGCUUUUCAUGAUCCGCCGAAGGCAGUAAAAAUAUUGCCUGCUGCAGAGCUUGUUAGUGAGUCUUCCCCCCUUAGGUAUCGCGAAGUUAUUUAUGGAGAUUAUACAUCAUCAUGGUACUCGAACGGCCCUGAAGGAAGAAGAAAUCUGGAUGCAGUCAAGCUUCACAACUAGUAUCAUUAUGGAAAUAAACUUCAACGAUCUAUCUAUAAAGUUCAAAGGAGAGUUAGGGAACAGAUCAUUAACGUCUCUACCAGCCUGUAUGGAAUGAUGACUUGAGAAGUUCUUAAAGAAAGUGUUUUUAAGCAGUUGAAAAGCAUUCCGAUGGGUCGAAGUUUUUAAAAUUUUUUCUUUAUAGUUGACAGAAUAUAUUAAAAGGCUUGUUUAUUUAAUUAUGUGGCUCAUAAUAUUGCUAGGUGGGCCUGGUCCAAUGGGGAAAGUGGGAAGUGGGCUUAUACUCCGCCUUGGUUUGUUUCUUCGUUUUCUUCGUUUUCUUUGGAUAUUUUUUGUGUAAUUUUUCUGAUCUGUUGCUUUGAUUUUAUCCUGUUGCUAUUAAAAAAAAAAUUGUUGAUUAUGAAAAAUAUUUGAUUAAGUUGUAAUAUAUCUGGAUGCUUGUAGCUUGGUUUUGUGUAGCUCAUGUUUGGAUCAUGUAGAGGAAUGAGCUAUAAAAGCUUGAUUUAUGCAAUUUUUUUUAAUAUAAUGGGGUUGGGAGAUUCAAACCACGGACCUCUUGGUCACAAACAAAUUUGUAUAUCAAUUGAACUAGAUUUAUGUACUUUUUAUUUGACAUUGGGUUUAUGAUUUAUAAAAGUAAUUGUGCAUACUAAAAGUAAGCUUGUUUAUGUAA